GCAACAUAUUUCAUUCACUGUCUCGGCCAAAGAGAAAAAGAGCGAAAGAGAGGACAAUCGUGGCGCGUUGGGUCGAUACGUGCGCGCCGCUUAGCGACCGAAACUGCUCGCGUUUAUGUCGUCUCUACGUAGAUGAAAAUAUCCACGAGAAAUGUCGCGAAUCACGCUGGAUUUGUUACGCAAACGUUCGGAGCACAACGAGGGCGAAAUUUCGACGCUCGAAGAGAUCGCGUUGCAUCAAGAAAAUAUCGAAAAGAUCGAACUGAUCGACAAAACGUGCAGGCAUUUGAAAAUUUUGUUGUUGCAGCACAAUCUCAUAUCGAAGAUCGAGAAUCUGAGCAAACUGAAGAGGUUAGAGUACUUGAACUUGGCAUUGAACAACAUAGAGGAAAUUGAAAAUUUGGAAGGUUUGGAAAGUUUGAAGAAGCUGGAUCUCACGGUUAAUUUUAUCGGUAACCUUCGAGGAAUCAAAAAAUUAAGGUGCAACGAACAUUUGGAGCAGCUGUUCCUGAUGGGCAAUCCAUGCACGGAUUACGAAGGAUACAGAGAGUACGCGAUCGCAACGCUGAUCCAACUGAAGGAGCUAGACGGCACACCGAUCGAGAGAUCCGAACGUAUAAAGGCGUUGCAAGCUUACGCUCGAAUCGAAGGGGAGAUCAUCCGGAGUUGCACGAGACAAGAGAAAGCGAGAAAGGCGGAAUUACUCGAUUUGCAGGAAAAGACGAGAUCACGAGAGGUCGCAGACGCAGAGGAGCGUGGAUGCGAGCAGAAGGAAGAGGAAGGGCAGGAGAAAGAGGAGGAGAAAGAGGAGAAGGAAGAGGAGGAAUUUUGGAAUCAACCUAGUCGUCACACGCCGGAGGAACGCGUCGCUAUUGCGCACCGGUUUCUACGAAAACAGGAACAAAAGAAUCGGGAAAAAGAUGGCGGAAGCGUACCACGAAUCAGCCACAAGUUAAAACUCUUCGACUCCGAGGGCAAACCUUAUAACGCGAAUCAACCAAAGAUAGCGUUCAAGUUGGACGAUGAGCGGUACAGCGAUCGUAUCGUCUUGGAGGUUGCCCUGUACAAAUAUUUGGAUACAAGCUACGUCGAUGUGGACGUACAUCCUGACUAUGUGCGUGUUACGAUUAAGGGAAAGGUAUUACAAUUGACACUGCCCAGCGAGGUAUCGGUAAAUGAUAGUACGGCUAAACGAAACACGACCACAGGCAGCCUGCUGGUGACGAUGCCUCGCUUGAAACGACUACCUGCGAUCUUUCCUAGAAAUACAGAGUCCGCUAAAGGAAAAUCCGAUAAAACACGGACGGUGAUCGAACGAAGAUCAGCAACGAGUGUACGAGAGUACUUGGAAAUCGGUCCAGUCGCGAGUGACUUGGACUUUUCGAAAAUUUACACCCGGCCAACCGACGCGGUUGGUCGAUCGGUGGACAACCAAGAGGAAACGUGCUCGAAACGCGAAACGUUCUGUCUCGAUGACGAUUCGAUGGUACCGCCGCUGGAAUGAACCUGCUCCGGCAUAAGACGCUUACCUUGAAUGGAUCCCGAAAGUCGAUAUCUUUGGUUUCCUUCAGUCCCAACGGUAUCAUCGGCAUUGCCGGUUCCU
This is a messenger RNA of Eufriesea mexicana, 1603 nucleotides long. It is a transcript of the gene tilB, whose product is annotated as touch insensitive larva B. Lineage: Eukaryota; Metazoa; Arthropoda; Insecta; Hymenoptera; Apidae. The coding region runs from base 152 to 1504 and encodes 450 amino acids. Gene Ontology annotation, cellular component: cytoplasm. Gene Ontology annotation, molecular function: protein binding. The transcript is spliced from 4 exons. The record is from RefSeq and is a predicted model, not a curated record.